This is a messenger RNA of Hevea brasiliensis (rubber tree), 1830 nucleotides long. RefSeq lists its product as uncharacterized. Gene Ontology annotation, cellular component: Golgi apparatus. The record is from RefSeq and is a predicted model, not a curated record. The coding region runs from base 297 to 1466 and encodes 389 amino acids. Gene Ontology annotation, molecular function: antiporter activity; UDP-xylose transmembrane transporter activity. The transcript has 8 exons. NCBI's taxonomy places the organism in Eukaryota, Viridiplantae, Streptophyta, Magnoliopsida, Malpighiales, Euphorbiaceae.
GCUCUAAAGUGUAGUUCACCAGAAAAAUGCCGACAAAGGGCAAGACAAAUUUCACUCGCACUCUCAGUCACGCACUCGACGCUGUUUUGGUCGGUGAGUUUUAGUAGAGUGACGGCGUGAUAUACACUCAUCUCAUUCUCUGCCUCUCCCCGACACAGACAGCUUUAAAGUUCCGCUAUCAACGCUGUUUUAAUUCCACGUGUGACUGUUUUUUGAAAAUUUUAAGCCCAAGGACUUGCCAUCGGUUCGAGUAAAAAUUUCAUAGAGUGAGGUGUGAGUGCAAGAGUGAGAGAGAGAUGGUUUUUAGUCGUGAGAUUUUGAAUUUCUUGGUGAGGAAAGAUGCGAGAAAGAUACUUAAACGCAAAGACAGUGAUGCAGGAGAAAGAGGAAGAGCAUUGGAAGAAUUGCGUGCCUCUUUGUUCAACAAAUUUCGUUCCUAUGAAAGUGCAAAGCGACAUGAGCAACGUUUAUGCCAUCCUGCUGUUGCUCUUUCUUUCAAUUUCGUCGUUGCUAUUAGCAUUAUUUUCAUGAACAAAUGGGUGCUUCAAGGAGUUGGAUUCCACUUCCCCAUAUGCCUCAGUUUUAUUCACUACUCAAUAAGCUGGGCUCUGAUGGCCAUUUUAAAAGCCCUUUCUAUUCUUCCUGCAUCCCCUCCUUCAAAAUCGAGUCAUUUAUCCUUGUUUACUCUUGGCUUUGUUAUGUCUCUGUCUACUGGCCUAGCUAAUGUCAGCUUAAAGUACAACAGUGUGGGUUUCUACCAGAUGGCUAAGAUUGCUGUUACGCCCUCAAUUGUUUUGCUGGAAUUUAUAUGGUUUAGAAAGCGUGUUUCUUUCUCCAAGGUGGUAGCACUUACAGUUGUGUCAGUUGGUGUUGCGGUGGCUACAGUAACUGAUUUGCAAUUCAGCCUUUUUGGUGCAUGUGUAGCAUUGGCGUGGAUAAUUCCCAGUGCAAUAAACAAGAUCCUUUGGUCCACUCUGCAACAGCGAGAGAACUGGACAGCGCUGGCGUUAAUGUGGAAGACAACCCCAAUUACUUUGGUUUUUCUGGCUUCUUUGAUUCCUUUCUUGGAUCCUCCAGGUGUGUUCACCUAUCAUUGGAAUGCCAUCAACACAUUGCUAAUUCUUGGAUCAGCUUUUCUAGGCUUCUUGCUUCAGUGGUCAGGCGCCUUAGCACUUGGGUCACAAAAAUAUGCAAAAAGAAUUCUAUUCCUCUGUUCUGAAAAGAUUGUUGUCGUUAAGAUGAGAGAAAAUCCGUCACUGGAAAAGGGCAACAUCAGCCAUUUCACAUGUUGUUCUUGGUCAAUUCAAAACAUGUGUUGUGCUUCUUGGAAAUUUUUAUCUCUUUGGCUCCAAUCCAGGAGUGACCAGCAUAUGUGGUGCGUUCACAGCUAUUGCUGGAAUGUCUUCUUAUACGUACCUCAAUUUGUGCGGCAUGAAAUCACAGGCAGGGAAAACAUCUCCGCAUAAAACACCCGCAGCAAAAUCAAGGUUGAGUAGAGAAAAUGGAGAUAGUCAUGAUGGAUACGGUGGGGAAUCUGUGUAGUUAUCUUUGUCAAAACAGUUAAUGUUUUUUUUGUAAAACUAGGUAUUGUUUCAUCAAUAUAUAUUUUUUGGCUUACAAGUGGAUCGGAUGUUUAAUUUUACGCUAAGGGCGUUAUCCAUUCCUAUGUCCAUAGAGCAGUUGUAGGAGUAUCCACUUACUGAAGCUCUGAAGCAAAGUCCAUGUUAAUUCUGUAGACACUGACCAGUGCUUUGUUACUCUCUUGAAUGUGGGUCAACAGUGUAGAUAUAGACGAGUCGACGAGGCAACAAAGGUGCAUUAUUUAUUGUU